UUCAGCCAUGCCGGCCGGGACUAACGAGUCGGACGGCGUCCUCAGCUAUCAGAGACCAGAUGAAGAAGUUGUGGUGGAUCAGGGUGGGACCAGUACAAUUCUCAAUAUUCACUAUGAGAAAGAAGAGCUGGAAGGUCAUAGAACUCUGUAUGUGGGAGUUCGAAUGCCUCUGGGCCGACAGAGCCAUCGGCAUCACCGAACUCAUGGCCAGAAGCACCGGAGACGAGGUCGAGCCAAAGGAGCCAACCAGGGGGAGGAAGGCCAGGAGGCCCUGGCCCAUGACACACCAUCUCAGCGUGUUCAGUUCAUUCUUGGCACUGAGGAGGAUGAAGAGCAUGUGCCUCAUGAGCUGUUCACAGAGCUGGAUGAGAUCUGUAUGAAAGAGGGGGAAGAUGCAGAGUGGAAGGAGACAGCCAGGUGGCUGAAAUUUGAAGAGGAUGUUGAGGAUGGGGGAGAACGCUGGAGCAAGCCGUAUGUGGCAACCCUUUCAUUGCACAGCCUGUUUGAGCUAAGAAGCUGCCUUAUUAAUGGAACAGUCCUUUUGGAUAUGCGUGCAAACAGCAUAGAAGAAAUUUCAGACCUGAUCCUGGACCAGCAAGAACUGUCCAGUGAGCUGAAUGACAGCAUGAGGAUUAAAGUACGGGAAGCCCUUCUCAAAAAGCAUCAUCAUCAGAAUGAAAAAAAGAGAAACAAUCUCAUUCCCAUUGUUCGCUCCUUUGCAGAGGUUGGCAAGAAGCAGUCUGAUCCACAUUCAAUGGAUAAAAAUGGUCAAACAGUGUCUCCUCAGUCUGUCCCAGCUACAAAUCUUGAAAUAAAAAAUGGAGUGAAUUGUGAACACAGUCCUGUGGAUUUAAGCAAGGUGGACCUUCAUUUCAUGAAAAAAAUUCCCACUGGUGCCGAGGCCUCAAAUGUCCUGGUUGGAGAAGUAGAUACUCUGGAUCGGCCUAUCAUUGCCUUUGUGAGGUUGUCUCCAGCUGUUCUUCUCUCAGGCCUGACCGAAGUGCCAAUCCCAACAAGGUUUUUGUUUAUUUUGUUGGGUCCUGUAGGGAAAGGCCAGCAGUACCAUGAGAUUGGAAGAUCUAUGGCCACCAUCAUGACAGAUGAGAUUUUUCAUGAUGUGGCAUAUAAGGCAAAAGAGAGAGAUGACCUCCUGGCAGGGAUUGAUGAGUUCCUGGACCAGGUGACGGUACUCCCUCCAGGGGAGUGGGAUCCUUCUAUUAGAAUCGAGCCACCCAAAAAUGUCCCUUCCCAGGAGAAAAGAAAAAUGCCUGGAGUUCCAAAUGGAAACAUUUGCCACAUAGAACUGGAACCACAUGGAGGCCACAGUGGGCCAGAACUCCAGCGCACAGGACGGUUGUUUGGGGGCUUGGUGCUGGACAUCAAGCGGAAGGCCCCCUGGUACUGGAGUGACUACCGGGAUGCACUCAGCUUGCAGUGUUUGGCCUCCUUUCUGUUCCUGUACUGUGCCUGCAUGUCACCUGUAAUCACCUUUGGGGGAUUGCUUGGAGAAGCCACUGAGGGACGCAUAAGUGCAAUUGAAUCCUUGUUUGGAGCCUCCAUGACUGGGAUUGCUUAUUCUUUGUUUGCAGGGCAAGCUCUCACUAUCUUGGGCAGUACUGGGCCAGUGCUUGUGUUUGAAAAAAUUUUGUUUAAAUUUUGCAAAGACUAUGCUCUCUCAUACCUCUCCUUGAGAGCUUGCAUUGGACUGUGGACCGCCUUCUUAUGUAUUGUCCUUGUGGCAACUGAUGCCAGUUCUCUUGUCUGUUACAUUACCCGCUUCACUGAAGAAGCAUUUGCCUCCCUGAUUUGCAUUAUUUUCAUCUAUGAAGCCAUAGAGAAGUUGAUUCACCUGGCAGAGUCCUUCCCCAUCCAUAGGCACAGCCAGCUGGACCAGCUUAGCCUCUAUUACUGUAGAUGUACCCCCCCAGAGAAUCCAAACAAUCACACUCUACAGUUCUGGAAGGACCAUGACAUCGUGGCAACGCAGAUAAACUGGGCCAACCUGACUGUUCGUGAAUGCCAGGAGAUGCAUGGAGAGUUCAUGGGAACUGCAUGUGGCCAGCACGGACCCUACACCCCUGAUGUACUCUUUUGGUCCUGCAUUCUCUUUUUCACUACCUUUAUCCUCUCCAGCACCUUGAAGACAUUCAAAACAAGCCGCUAUUUCCCAACCAGAGUGCGCUCCAUGGUGAGCGACUUUGCUGUUUUCCUUACCAUCUUCACAAUGGUGAUUAUUGAUUUUUUGAUUGGAGUUCCAUCACCGAAGCUUCAAGUUCCCAGUGUGUUCAAGCCAACAAGGGAUGAUCGGGGGUGGAUUAUUAGUCCCAUUGGCCCUAAUCCCUGGUGGACUGUAAUUGCUGCAAUUAUCCCAGCUCUUCUCUGCACAAUCUUAAUAUUCAUGGACCAACAGAUCACAGCUGUCAUCAUUAACAGGAAAGAACACAAGCUCAAGAAAGGCUGUGGCUACCACCUGGACCUGCUGAUGGUAGCCAUCAUGCUGGGUGUCUGCUCCAUCAUGGGUCUUCCUUGGUUCGUGGCUGCAACUGUUUUGUCCAUCACACAUGUGAAUAGCCUCAAGCUGGAAUCUGAGUGCUCUGCUCCAGGAGAACAGCCCAAGUUCCUGGGCAUCCGAGAGCAAAGAGUGACAGGUCUUAUGAUCUUUGUGCUGAUGGGUUGCUCAGUCUUCAUGACGACUGUGUUAAAGUUUAUUCCAAUGCCAGUACUCUAUGGAGUUUUCCUCUACAUGGGAGUCUCUUCACUACAGGGAAUUCAGUUCUUCGACCGUCUGAAGCUCUUUGGGAUGCCUGCAAAGCACCAGCCAGACUUUAUUUAUUUACGUCACGUGCCACUACGCAAAGUUCAUCUCUUCACCCUCAUCCAGCUGACCUGCCUUGUCCUCCUUUGGGUCAUCAAAGCCUCUCCAGCCGCCAUCGUCUUUCCAAUGAUGGUUUUGGCCUUAGUCUUUGUCAGAAAAGUCAUGGAUCUCUGUUUCUCUAAGAGAGAGCUGAGCUGGUUAGACGAUCUCAUGCCUGAAAGCAAAAAGAAGAAGUUGGAUGAUGCCAAAAAGAAGGCCAAGGAGGAAGAGGUCAUAGUCUUUGCACCACCUGUACACUUUGAGGAAGCUUUAAAUUACAGAACAUAGGAAGGGCUCUGUGACAAGUCAGCAUGUCUGGAAUCUCAGGGGUUAUAGUUAGGAAUUAGGAAGAUCAUCCCAAAGAUGUUCUCAGCUGAGAAUGGCACGGAGGACACUUAUCCCUGCAGAUUCUCUUAUUUGAUAACCAAUAGUUUUUACCUUUAUUGACAGUCUACUCAGCCAGUAUCACACCUAGGAUAUGAAUGACUGAGUCUUCGCUUAAAUCAGAUUUGAUGGUUUAUGUCCUUCCAAAAGGUCAAGUUGGACAAAUACCCUUUUGCAGAGUAUUCAUUAUCUAUCUAAUUGCAAAUGGUGCUGUGGUUUGCAUCAUGCAAAGAUAACAUGCAUUGGACUUUUUGUCCUUUCCCAUUUCUCCUACUUGGCAUUUUGCUGUCUACAUCAUGAACUAUCUGUAAAUGGCCUCUACUUGCAAAAAAUGGAGUUUACCAAAACAAACAUACCAGGACAAUAAAUUAAUGAAUAGAGAAGUGUUUCCAAAUAUAAUUAAUGUUUUAAUUAAUGUCUUUUGAAA
Molecule: messenger RNA, 3665 nt
Organism: Elephantulus edwardii (Cape elephant shrew)
Lineage: Eukaryota; Metazoa; Chordata; Mammalia; Macroscelidea; Macroscelididae
Gene: SLC4A8
Product: solute carrier family 4, sodium bicarbonate cotransporter, member 8
Exons: 22
Coding region: 8-3142 (1044 amino acids)
Biological process (GO): bicarbonate transport; regulation of intracellular pH; monoatomic anion transport
Cellular component (GO): plasma membrane
Molecular function (GO): monoatomic anion transmembrane transporter activity; sodium:bicarbonate symporter activity; solute:inorganic anion antiporter activity
Source: RefSeq, a predicted model, not a curated record